Closterium sp. Naga37s-1 is the source of this 1293-nucleotide messenger RNA. Lineage: Eukaryota; Viridiplantae; Streptophyta; Zygnematophyceae; Desmidiales; Closteriaceae. The record is from the annotation of a GenBank genome assembly.
AUGGCUGCCCUGGAGGGUUUGAACAGGCCUGAAGCCGGCGACUCCACCGCUGCUGUAGUUGCUCCUGGUACAACAAGAGGUGCUCUUCACACCUCUGCUGUUGCUCCGUCACUUGCGCGUAGACCACUUUUCGGCCAGAUUCUAGGGUUCGUGCAAGCCCAGGGAGCCACAUCCGGUGCACAGAGGUCUAGGGCGGGUGACACAGGUCCCGCAGCCGGCGCUUCAUCCUCCGCGGCUGAUCAGGCGGGUGCUGCAGCAUGUGUUACUACAGCAGCAGCGGGUCAGCCAGGUGCCUCUGUCCGUGCUCCUCCUGCUGGAGCGGGUCAGCCAGGUGCCUAUGCUGGUGCUCCACCACCUGGAGCGGUUCAGCCAGGCUCCUCUGCCGGUGCUCUUCCAGCUGGAGCGCGUCUGCCAGGUGCAUCAGCCAUCGUUUCACCAGCAGCCGCGGGAGCGGGGGUGUUUGCUCCACAGGCAGGUGGUGUUCAGCCUGGAGCAUCUGCACUUGUCGCGCCAGCAGGGCCUAGUGGCCAUGCUCUGCAUCGUUCCAACUUGCUCUUCCACGGAUCAGGACAUCCAACCGUGUCUGUGCAUCUGCCUUUGUCGUCGCACGGCCCCGGUGUGCAGGAAUCACCUGCUUUCCUCUUUUCUGCUGAGGCGCUCGACACUAGCAGCAUCCUACCUGGCCACACCUCCUCCGCUCCUCGUGGGACUCUACUGAACAUGCCCUCGCAACAGGUUCUGCCCUCCCCAGCCGCCUCCUCAUCCUUCAUGCCAUCGACCCAGGUUGGUGAGGAGGAGGAGGCCGCCAGCAAGCGGUUCACGGGAGUCACAAAGAAGAAGGGUAAGAACGAGUGGGUGGCUAGGAUUGUCCUCGACCGCAAUUUCAAUUCUCUGAUUGUCAUCAGCAGUCACUUUCAAUGUGAGGUCGCCGCGGCUAGGUCAAUAGCCGCAGCGUCGCAUGUGAUGUUCGUCGACAAUCCCACGAGAGGCGAUCUCAUACCCUUGACGGACGUCGACAGGGCAAGGUUACAGGGUUGUACGGCUCAGCAGUGUGAGCUGAUGGUCCGUCAGAAGUUCUGGCACAAGUGGGAGCAGUGGGCGGAGUAUUGGCCUGCUGUUAAGGCUAAGUAUGACGAAAAAGAGCGCAAGGCUGCGAUGAAGCGAGCCGCACUGGAUAGGAGCUUGGGUCAGCCUGGCGGUCGGCCCGACAAAAUGGCCAGAACGGUGGGUGAAGGCCUGUCACGAGGGGUGACAGGAGGUAACGAUGAGUGUGUGGGAUCUAAGGAUGAAUAG